Dibothriocephalus latus is the source of this 387-nucleotide messenger RNA. The record is from the annotation of a GenBank genome assembly. Lineage: Eukaryota; Metazoa; Platyhelminthes; Cestoda; Diphyllobothriidea; Diphyllobothriidae.
AUGGAGGAGCUGAAGAAAUUUUCUCGAUUUCGGCUUCACGAGGAGAAACUGGCGAUGCGUGAAAUUGAGGGAGGGGUCCUAACUUUAGCAGCAGCAGCAUCCCUCGCUGUGGCGUCUACGCAGGAAAAUGAUCAGGCAAGUAACAUAAAUAGUCAAGUUGUCCUCGACGAGGAGCACCGUGAUCAAGAUCCUACAGAAACAUCUCUAACGCCCAUGAGGAACUACCUGACCUUACAAAUCCUCAUGGCCAUAGCACUGAAGCCCGUGCUGGAAUCAGCCGGACUAUCCAAAAAAUACCUCGAGACAAAGUUGAGGUGGAUAGUACACAGUGCAUUAUUCUACACGGGCUCCCUGAAUCAACUAAUGGUAGUCCAAAGAGCAGAAUAG